UAAACUCAUUUUAAUCUAAUUUUCCACCUCACUACUGCUUUGGAUUAGAAGAAAAAAAACCCACUGAUUCGUGUUUUAAUGUGGUGUGUUCUGGAAAAUAGCUGCUUUUGGGGAUGGAGUUUCAGGUGCCAUGCAAGUAGAAAUGGAUCUAUUCCUGCUCCUGCUGAGAUCUGUAGACAGGUUCUUUAAAAAUGUUAAAUAAGGAAGAAGUAUUUGGGAUUUUCAGCUUGCAGCUUACAGAAGCUGGAAGAGACUGAGAGGCAGAUUACACUCUCUGCGUGAAUUGGCUGUGUCAGCUUUGAGACAUCUGCUAAUAUUUAAAGGAUUGAACAAGAUUUCAUCAUGUGGACAGAAAUAUUUGGACCCAUUUGAUUGCAUAUUAGAUUUUUGGACUGAUCCAGCUCCAAAUGCUAUAGAGAAUCGGUGGAACAUAAGAACAGCGGUGAGGACCGACACACAUAAUGUACAUGAACACAUCUGGGACGUCUAGAAGAUCCUACUCCCUGACCUUCCUGGGAAAGAAAGUAGGGAGGCAUCAUUCAGUGACACCUGCUGGGAAGCAAAUUGCCUGGGAGACGACUAUCGGGUCAACAGAGGAGCCGGAGGAGCCGGAGGAGCCGUCCCAGUCAGGCCAUGCCCCGGUAUUGGAGCAAGAUUUGGAGAACCUACCCGGAAGUGUACCUGAGUUAAAGGAGCGGAGGCCAAGUCCAAAAUUUCCCAACCCACAGUUUCAGCAGUACGGAAACAACGCACCAGACACACAUCGGCACAAAAACCCGUGGAGGAGGAGGUGGGCUGCUUUUAGACGCUGGAUUGCUGCAGACAGGAGGAAACGCAACGUACAAGGCUCAUCAGAAUCUCAGCUGGGAGUCGGCAGUGACGCCAGAGAAGCUGAGCGCUCACAGGAACUCAAGAUUUACAUCCCCUAUGAGUCGGCUGAGCUCUGCAUCGCUGAGAUUGCUGAAGACAUGAAGGCAAUGAAGAGGAGGCAUCUGCAAACAGUGCAGGAACUGGAGGAGAAUUUCCAGUUCACAGCUCAGGAGACACAGGAAAGGAUCUUACAGAAGGUCAGAUCUCACUAUCAGAACAAACUGAACACUGUGAGGAGAUUCCUGGACCUCUACCAGGACAAAGUGGAAGAGAAGAAGGCUGACCUGGAGAAGAAAGUUGCAGAGCUGACUGCACACAAUGAGCGGCUGCUGGAGGAGCAAAGAGCUGAGAGAAGGAGAUGGAAAGAAGAGACCCAGCAAUGGCAGAGAGAAAAAAGCAAAAUGCUGGAGCUGUUCUCCAGCAGGCUGGAUGCCCUGCACUGCCACCAGGCCUCCACACUGCAGGAGCUGCAGAUGGCCAGACAGGAAAUAGGGCAAGUCCAAGAAAUAUUGAUAGUAUCUUCAUCACAGGCGCAACAGGAAGCAGCAGAGGAAGAGGAGGGGUCAGACAAGAAAGAACAAACAGAGACAUGCAGUGUCUCAGAUCAACCACUGGAGGGAGCCAACGCCCGCCUGGAGGAGCUGAAGGAGAGCCUGUACCAGAAGGAGAGGGAGAUCACUGAGCUCCUGGAAGCAGAGAGGAUCCCUGUCCCUCCUGUUCCACAGCCACACUGCAGCGUCCUGCUCCCCACCGUCAUAACCAAGGCCCAUGAAAUCUGCAGUGUAGUGCCUGAGUCGAGAGCUCUUUUGCACCAAAUGAUUAAAGACAAUCAGGUUGCUUUGGCUGAAGCCAGAGACAAACUGCGUCUUCAUCUGCAAACCGCUAAACAGGACAGCAAUGAUAAAGAGAAGACUCCCAGACAAGAGGGGUCAGAUGAGUCAAGUCUGUCUUUUCUGCAAGAGACGGUGAGGGAACACGAGGUGUGUCAAAUUGCUUUGGACUACAUCAAAUCUGGGGAAUGCCCUGUAAUGAAUGAUUGUGAAAUGUCUGAGCUGGAGGACAUCCUGGGACAAGAGACACUUCCAACCGCACAGAGGACUGUAAAGGGCAUCGGCCAGCAGCUUCUCCUGCUGCAGGAUCAGCUGAAGCGAGAAAAGGAAGAGAAAAAGAAAGUAGUUGAGAAUUACACAUCAGAAAGAGCAAUGAGGAAGAAAUAUUAUAACAUGGUGGAAGAAAUGAAAGGUAAAAUCAGGGUGUUUUGUCGAAUUCGUCCAGUGACCCGAAGUGAAGCUACACAAGGUGGGGCCGUUGUGGUGGCUAAAUUAGACGAUUACUCUGUCACUGUGGAAACCCAACGUGGGCCCAGAGAGUUUCAGUUUGACAAGGUGCUCAGCACAGAGGCCUCUCAGGAAGAUUUGUUUCAAGAUGUGAACAGGCUGAUGCAGUCAGUCAUCGAUGGCUACAAUGUUUGCAUUUUUGCAUACGGCCAGACAGGCUCAGGGAAAACUUUCACCAUGGUCGGGGACAAAGACCAGAAGAACCCUGGGAUUAUGCCCAGAUCUUUUAACGCCAUUUUUGACAUCAUGCGAGAGAACGGCUCUAAAUUUGACUUCAAGGUUUCGGCCUAUAUGCUGGAGCUGUACAACGACAGGUUGCAGGACCUCUUCGUGAGCCAGGCGGGUGAGGCCCAUGCGCAGACACAACCCCAUGGCCCCACCAGGCGGGUGGAGAUCAAAAGGAACAGAAAGGGGGUUGUGUUCGCCCAAGGAGCAGAGACAAAGGAGGCUUCCAGUGCCCAGGAGCUUUAUGCUCUGUUCCAACAGGCUUGCGCCAAUCGACACAUCUCCGCCACCAAGAUGAAUGUGGAGAGUUCCCGCUCCCAUCUGAUUGUUGGCAUCAUGGUGGAGAGCAGGAAUCUGACUAAUGGGAGUGUCAAUACCGGAAAGCUGAGCCUUGUAGACCUGGCAGGGAGUGAAAGAGCAGCAAAGACCGGUGCCAAGGACCACCAGCUAAAGGAGGCAAACUCAAUCAACAAGUCUCUGAGUGCCUUGGGUGAUGUGAUCUCGGCAUUGUCCGCGGAGCUGCCACAUGUACCAUACAGGAACAGCAAGCUCACUCAGGUUAUGCAGGACUCUUUGGGAGGAAAUGCCAAAACCCUCAUGAUUGUCAACAUUUCCCCAUCAGAAUACAAUCUGGACGAAACUCUCACAUCUCUUGUUUAUGCAACGAGAGUGAAGGCCAUAACCAACAACGCCCAGAGAAAUGUGGACAGUAAAGAGAUCGCCCAGCUGAAGGAGGUGAUCAUGAAGCUGAAAUCUGGACAGGCAGUGGAAGAGGUGGAUGUUUGAUAGGCUGUUGUUUCUGCACACUGUGUUUUAUCGGGCAGUCUUGUAAUCGCUGGCAUGUUGAAAAGGUUUAAAUGUUGGAUGAAGGUGGGGGGUUCACAAGUACAUCACGUUUUGCUUUGGAGAUUGAAAGCUGUUUGAAAAUGGAUGUUGAUGCAUUGAGCUGUAAAAUAAAGCUCCCACAAUUCAGGUUCUGUUGGAUGACAAAGACUUAGUGAUUCAUACAUGCAAAGGAUUAUUAUAUAUUUUAUAUAUCUAAAAAAAAAAAGUAAAGCAAACAGCACAUGUUGUGUUUCUUUAACAGUGGAAUUACCAUCCAAGACUGAAAACUCUUUUUUUUUUUUCCUAGUUUGACUUAUAAUAUAAAAGUAAACUGGAAAAGCUGUAGUUUAAAAUGUUCAACUUUGAUAUUAAUCUAUUAAAUAGAGCUGUUUUGGGCUGUCUUAUAAUUUAA
This is a messenger RNA of Poecilia reticulata (guppy), 3669 nucleotides long. It is a transcript of the gene kifl, whose product is annotated as kinesin family-like. Gene Ontology annotation, biological process: microtubule-based movement. Lineage: Eukaryota; Metazoa; Chordata; Actinopteri; Cyprinodontiformes; Poeciliidae. The record is from RefSeq and is a predicted model, not a curated record. Gene Ontology annotation, molecular function: microtubule motor activity; microtubule binding; ATP binding.